AUGACUAUCGACAAUUAUCUUAAGCUUACUUCGGUGCUUGUUCACAACUUCUUGGGCUCACUAUACCCUUCCAAAUCGAAAUACGAUCAGAAACAAAUUACCAGCACUGACAAACUAGUCCAGUACAACUUGGUUGACAAAGACAACAACGACAACAUUGUGCUUGUCACCUCAAUUUCAGAAUUAUCCGAAACGUCGGUACUUGUCAAUUUUAUUUUUGAAGGCGAAUCUACCAAGACUAUUGACAAUUUACUUGUAGAUUGGACAGACAGCGACUUGGCUGCCCUUGAAAUCAGAUUUCCUUUGUCCGAACUUAAUUUGCCACAGAGUAUAAUCAAUGGCUUCAAUAAAAAGGUAAAAUCGUUAGCAAUCUGUGCCAACUUAGACGAGCUCUUUGCAGCUGACCAAUCACGUUUGCGUAGACUUUCAGCCAUUUCGCCUCCUCCACACUCUUCUCCAAACCCAUUGGAAAACGAGGCUGACUUGUUGGAUUCCAAGUUGCCCAAAUCCUCUCUUAUUUCAGAUCCUCCAGUGCACCGCCGUCCCAAUGACAUGCCUGAUUUCGAAGACGAGUUGGAAAUCAGAGGCUCUGCUUCAGGCUUUGGACCUUCUUCUUCUGUGCUCCCAGCUAUCGGUGACAGAGAUUUGAACCCUCCAGGAUUGCCUAGACACCCUGAGAUGAAACCGUUUGUAGAUCCACUCGCUCAAGGUGGAAAUGACGGGGGUAUGUAUCCUUCUCUAGAUCACCCCGUCUUUGGUGGCAGACACGAAGGUGGUAACACCCUGAGAUUAGGUGUACCUCCAGGGGCUAGAUUCGAUGAUCCAUAUGGUGAGGACAAUCUCGAUUCCCUUGGAAGCGGUUUACCAGGAAACUUGAGAGGUGGCAGCUUUGGGAGCGGAGGCAGUGGCAAUACUGGAUUCCCAGGAUUUGGGGGAUCUGGUGGCGGCGGCUUUUCAUUUUAA
Messenger RNA from Scheffersomyces stipitis CBS 6054, 963 nucleotides. RefSeq lists its product as uncharacterized. The transcript has a single exon. Bases 1 to 963 code for a protein of 320 amino acids. The record is from RefSeq and is a predicted model, not a curated record. NCBI's taxonomy places the organism in Eukaryota, Fungi, Ascomycota, Pichiomycetes, Serinales, Debaryomycetaceae.